AUGAAAUCACUCAUUCAAAUCGCGCACCGCCAUGAACUGGCAUCUCUACCAGAUGAAGAUCUCGUUCGGCUACUCUACGCGCAGUUCGGCCCAGAGAUCGAUCGAUUAAAACGUGCCCCGCCCGCAGUCGAAGGCGGCGAAAGCCAAAGCCAUUCUAAAGGAUAUCUUACCGCUGACGGACUCAGUCCUUCGAGGUUGCUGUUCAACGAAAAUUUCGAUGAAGUGAAUCGCUCAAUCACCAACAUUCGCGCUUUGAAAUGGGUUCUUGCCGACGACUACGACGCCUUUGCCGCGAAUCAACCUUCCCCUGUCAAAUCAUCCCAGGUGACCUUCCAGUCCUUAAAUCGCCAAGUAGACUUUUUCCUAAAAGAUACCGACCGGCUCUUCGCAUCAAUUGUCGCGCUUAUUAUUGGUGAUAAAGGUAAGGACCCAUACCUAGCUGACGAGAUUUACGCGCGUAAGGGCACAAAAAGUGAAUGCGCAGACCGUAAAAAUCAUGAUGAACUACUCGCCGAGGCUGUCGCAUGUGGGAUUCUCGACGGUUCACUCAGCCAGCUAACUGAUCCUAGCGCGCAAAUAUGA
Penicillium odoratum is the source of this 582-nucleotide messenger RNA. RefSeq lists its product as uncharacterized. NCBI's taxonomy places the organism in Eukaryota, Fungi, Ascomycota, Eurotiomycetes, Eurotiales, Aspergillaceae. The record is from RefSeq and is a predicted model, not a curated record. Bases 1 to 582 code for a protein of 193 amino acids. The transcript has a single exon.